AGCGGACUACGAAUCCCAGGGGCCUGUGGGGCUGCCGGUUAGUUCCGGACAACGCCUGGUGUGUGGUAACACGGCGGACGCUUCCUUCUCGUAGGGCUUCCGGUACAGUGGAGAAGCCCCUCGGAGCUCUGUGGGCUUUGCGGGGCGGAGGGGAGCUGAGGGCAACUUUUCUCAAGUUCUUCAAAUAUUCCUGCACGACGAGGAGAAAGAAGAAACAUUUCAGUGAAUGAGGAGUCUUUUGCUUCUAUAGCAUUUUUCUUGAGAAGUGGGACUUUGAAUGAGGAUGACAAUGGAAGAGAUGAAGAAUGAAGCAGAGAGCACUUCUAUGGUUUCCAUGCCACUCUAUGCUGUUAUGUACCCUGUCUUUAAUGAGCUAGAAAGAGUAAAUCUAUCUGCAGCUCAGACACUGAGAGCAGCUUUUAUUAAGGCUGAAAAAGAAAAUCCGGGCCUCACACAGGACAUUAUUAUGAAAAUUCUGGAGAAAAAAAGUGUGGAUGUGAACUUUACAGAGUCUCUCCUACGUAUGGCAGCAGAUGAUGUAGAAGAGUAUAUGAUUGAAAGACCAGAACCAGAAUUCCAAGAUCUGAAUGAAAAGGCACGAGCACUUAAACAGAUUCUUAGUAAGAUUCCAGAUGAGAUCAAUGACAGAGUGAGGUUUCUUCAGACAAUCAAGGACAUCGCCAGUGCAAUAAAGGAACUUCUUGACACAGUAAACAAUGUCUUCAAGAAAUACCAAUACCAGAACCGGAGGGCACUUGAGCACCAAAAGAAAGAGUUUGUAAAAUACUCCAAAAGUUUCAGCGAUACUCUGAAAACCUAUUUUAAAGAUGGAAAGGCAAUAAAUGUGUUCAUUAGUGCCAACCGACUAAUUCAUCAAACCAACUUGAUACUCCAGACCUUCAAAACUGUGGCCUGAAAACUGUAUAUGUUGAGAGUUGUACUUUUCAAUGGUGGAUAGGGUACCUUUAUAUGUAAAUUUUAAAGUUUUGACUGUAUAAAUUAUCAGCCUCUCUUGAGGGGCCUAAUGCAGGAUUUUGAAUGGGAUUAUUGCCAUCUUACACCAUAUUUUUGUAAAACAUUGUAGCUUAAUCAUAAUCUCACGAUGAAGAUUUUGCAUCACUUUUUGCUAUUAUCAUUCUUUUCAGAAUUAUAAGCCAAAAGAAUUUACGCCUUAAUGUGUCAUUAUGUAACAUUCCUUAUAAGAAUUGUAAAUAUUUGGUGUUCUGUUUCUGACAUUUUAACUUGAAAGCGGAAAACUGCGAGAUGAUGUAUUUAACAAUAUUGGUGGCAAAUAUUCAAUAAAUAGUUUACAUCUAUUAGACUGUCUUUUUGUAUGUGAACAGAAAAGCAUAACUCAUCUGAGAGCUGCAGAGUGUUCAUUAAAUUGAAAAAUUGAAGCCAGUUGGCAGUCCAAAUCAGUACAAAAUAAGGGGUCUUCCUUACAAGGGAGGUUUUUGGCUGGGAUCGGACACUAGAUCAGAAUACCAGAAUAACUCUAUUAAAAUGUCUUUGACAAAGUAAUAAAGAACCUCAGAAGUGAGGUGUGUUUUGUUUUUUCAUAGAAACAAAAUCCAAACUUAAUCUUUUUGUUGAUGGUAAGUUAACGCUAUUCAUUACUAUUCUGUGGUUUCGAGGAGAUUACUCUUAACUUCACCCAUCACUGCAUAUAUUUACAUUUAAGUAUUGACAGGUUUUUUUUUUUUAUAUUGGGUACCCUUUUGGGAAGGAGCAGGAGAAAAAAAGUCUUCCAAAAGUGAUGUUAUUCUUAUGCCAUAAGGCAGCUUUUGCCAGGGGCUUGAGUCAUGUGGGGCCUGAAUUGAAAAACGUUGCUGUAUUGAUGAUAAAGAACUACUGAUUGACAGAGUGAAAUCUUGUCUGUGUGAUUUCAUGGGUGUGUUUGGCAAUUUCUAACAGUAUUGUGCAUUUCCCUUUGAAGUGCAUCUUCAUUUUGUUUUGAAAUACGUGAAGUCUUUAUGGAGUGAAUUCCUAGAUGAAGCAAUUUGUAAAGCUGCAGAAGCCUGUUGCAAGAGGAUCGCUGGACACUGAAGGAGCACAAUUACUGCAGGAUUAAUUUUUCAUCUAUGAAGAAAUAUGGUCAGGCUUUCUUCCACUGUAAUUUGGUGCAUUUUAGCUCAUCUGGGGUAACUGCUUUAAGCAGAGUACAUCAGGUGGGUCUUGGAAACUGUUUGCUUGUUUAAAUGAUCUAGAAAAGGAGAACAUUAGAUACCUGCUGUCCUUUAAAAUAGCCCUGCAUACUGGUAUGUGGAAGUGUUCUUUGAUUGAAGUACUGAUUAUAAUGAAAUAAUACAAAAGCGUGAGGAAGAGUAUUAAGUAAAAAUGAAUUCUGUGGAAUGUAUGUUAAUUUCAUGAUUGCAUAAAGCUGUAAGCAGGACAAGGUCCUUAAUCCUGCUGUGCAGGAUGGUUUUGUUUGAGACACUGUGUGCUUACUCGCAAGCUGAGCUCAGUAACAUGAUAAAACUGUUCUUUACAACUCAUUUAACAAGUAACAAGAGUUUCUAACUAUAGUGUGCUAAACUGGAUGGCAGAAGAGAGCAGUGAGGAAGGAGGCAGCCUGCCUCACUGAAUGUAGUGAUUGGAUUUGCAUCUUGGAAUUAAAAUGAAUGAUGUAAGCUUAAGUCUUUGUUCCAAAGGGCAUAAUGAGAAAUAAUUAGAUAAAAGGCAGGAAAAAGUCACAGCUUGUAGUGCUUGGUUUGAAAGUAGUGUUUGGUACUGGGGAAAACUGUACAGUGGCUGUAAGGAGAGACAUAUUAAGCUUGGUUUACUUUCUGUGAACUGGAACUAGUUAAUAAAACUGAGGGUUUUUAUUGUUUUGGAGUGAGGAACAGCUGGCAGUCUUAUCAGCUAAAUGAUGACACUGUUUAUGUACUUGUUCUGCAGGUACAGGUAAAAAUAUAUGCAUUUAUUAUGACUUGGAUCCCAAACGUGUCCUGCUAACUGACACCUUGACAUUAAAAUCAAAGAAGCUGUGAAAUGAGCAUUUGUCUUCAUCAGUUUGUCCUAAAACCUUUAUUGGGUAACGAUACCUGGUGUAGUGCUGCACUUCAGGUAUUGCAGUCAAAGCUCUGUUUUAUUUGUAAACUCUGUGUUGGUUUGGUUUUUAUUUUAACCUUUAAAGUAGUGUGAAGUUAUUCAUUGUCAUCCAUGCCUGGUAGUGGGAAAACCUGGAAACCAGGUCACUCUUCUAUCAUGUGCAAUGAAUGCAUAUCUGGUAGUUGUAAGAACUCAGCUUUAUCUUUCACCAGUUAGGGCGCAUCUGUCAGAAUUGCAUUGUGGUUUUGCACUUUAUCUUCAAGUUUCCCGAGCAGCUCAGAUAAGUUGCUUUCCUUAGGAUUUCCAAUACAGCAGCUGGUGUUGCAGAUUCCUGUCAGAAAAUUUAUAAUGUGAACGUGGGUUAUAAUUGAUACGAUACUGUUAACGUGCAGAAUAAAAUUUUGUAUAUUAAUGAUGUAAA
This is a messenger RNA of Lagopus leucura (white-tailed ptarmigan), 3472 nucleotides long. RefSeq names its product programmed cell death 10 (gene PDCD10). Gene Ontology annotation, cellular component: FAR/SIP/STRIPAK complex; Golgi apparatus. The coding region runs from base 278 to 916 and encodes 212 amino acids. The transcript has 8 exons. Gene Ontology annotation, molecular function: protein kinase binding. Gene Ontology annotation, biological process: positive regulation of MAP kinase activity; regulation of Golgi organization. NCBI's taxonomy places the organism in Eukaryota, Metazoa, Chordata, Aves, Galliformes, Phasianidae. The record is from RefSeq and is a predicted model, not a curated record.